UGGAGGCGGGGCGCUAGAGGGGGCAGAUGCUCAGUCACCCCACUCGCCUCCCAUGCACAAGGGCCUGGAGUUCACAGCUGGCACUGCCAGAGAGUCACAGGGAGCGAGGCCUCAGUAGAGGUGCUGGCAGGAGCUGAGCCGGGCAGGGUCCCUCCAGCCCCGGACUCUCCAUGUUCCCUCUCUGCCCCCUGGCGUGGCGGCUCUCAUGCUGCGCUGGCCUCUCUCUGCAGGCCACGACACCACAGCCAGUGGCCUCUCCUGGGUGCUGUAUAACCUGGCCUGUCACCCUGAGUACCAGGAGCGCUGCCGCGAGGAGAUCAAGGACUUAAUGCGGGACAAGGAGUCAGAAGAGAUUGAAUGGGAGGACCUGUCCCAGAUGCCCUUCUGCACCAUGUGCAUCAAGGAGAGUCUGCGCCUGCACCCACCCGUCACGGCCGUGUCCCGGCGCUGCACCGAGGACAUCAAACUGCCCGACGGACAUGUCCUACCCAAAGGGAACGUCUGUCUGAUCAGUAUCUACGGGACACAUCACAAUCCUGCUGUCUGGCCGGAGCCCCAGGUCUAUAACCCGCACCGCUUCGACCCACAGAACUCCAAGAACAAGCCCCCACUGGCCUUCAUGCCCUUCUCUGCUGGACCGAGGAACUGCAUCGGGCAGAACUUCGCCAUGGCAGAGACGAAGGUGGUGCUGGCGCUGACGCUGCUGCGCUUCGCCGUGCGGCUGGAUGAGAGCAGGCCUGUGCGCCGCAAGCCCGAGCUGAUCCUGCGCAGCGAGAACGGGCUGUGGCUGCACCUGGAGCCGCUGGGGCCCAGCCAUGAGAGCCGGCCCCCCGCAACGUACUCCUAGGGCCAUCCACUGCCACCCGCUGCGGGGGAUCCAGCCUGCUCCACACAGCUCAGGGGCCUGCCGAGUGGCAGACCAGGUGGGGAUCAUGGUGGGGCCAGAGCAGCAGAUUUACUAGCUCGCAAGGCUAAAAAUAACCAACGCAACCAAAAAAGCA
Mauremys reevesii (Reeves's turtle) is the source of this 1001-nucleotide messenger RNA. Its product is annotated as cytochrome P450 4F3-like. Bases 206 to 847 code for a protein of 213 amino acids. The record is from RefSeq and is a predicted model, not a curated record. Gene Ontology annotation, molecular function: heme binding; monooxygenase activity; iron ion binding. Lineage: Eukaryota; Metazoa; Chordata; Testudines; Geoemydidae. The transcript is spliced from 6 exons.